AUGCUUUCCAAAUCCUUGGUUAUGGAUUACUUGGCUCAUCCUGGCACACUCAGCUUGGCUGUAGGAGUUGCCUGUGGCAUGUGCCUGGGCUGGGGCCUCCGUGUACGCUUUGGAAUGAUCCCCAGAAGCUCAGUGAGUGACACAGACAGACACACCGAGACUGAAGCCAGCAUCUUAGGAGAGAGUGGCGAAUACAAAAUGAUUCUUGUGGUUCGAAAUGACUUAAAGAUGGGAAAAGGGAAAGUGGCUGCCCAGUGCUCUCAUGCUGCUGUUUCUGCGUACAAGCAAAUUCAAAGAAGAAACCCUGAAUUGCUGAAAGAGUGGGAAUACUGUGGUCAGCCCAAAGUGGUAGUCAAAGCCCCUGAUGAAGAAACCCUGGUUGAAUUGCUGACCCAUGCUAAAAUGCUGGGACUGACUGUAAGUUUAAUCCAAGAUGCUGGACGUACUCAGAUUGAACCAGGCUCUCGCACUGUCCUAGGAAUUGGGCCAGGACCAGCAGACCUAAUCGAUAAAGUCACUGGUCACCUCAAACUUUACUAA
Orycteropus afer afer is the source of this 540-nucleotide messenger RNA. It is a transcript of the gene PTRH2, whose product is annotated as peptidyl-tRNA hydrolase 2. The transcript has a single exon. Gene Ontology annotation, biological process: negative regulation of anoikis; positive regulation of anoikis. Gene Ontology annotation, cellular component: cytosol; mitochondrion. NCBI's taxonomy places the organism in Eukaryota, Metazoa, Chordata, Mammalia, Tubulidentata, Orycteropodidae. The coding region runs from base 1 to 540 and encodes 179 amino acids. The record is from RefSeq and is a predicted model, not a curated record. Gene Ontology annotation, molecular function: peptidyl-tRNA hydrolase activity.